CUUUGACUGCCGCAUGUCUGCAUGGAAGAAAAGAUGCUGUUCACUUCCUGUUGGAGGUCGGAGCGGAUGUCACGGUAACAAACAGCAAGUCCUUCACCCCUCUGCUAUGUGCUGCUAAAUCUGGCCGCUGGGAGAUCUGUGAUAUUUUGCUGGCCACUGGAGCUGAACUGGAAACCUCAGACAAGUAUGGCCGAACUCCCCUGAUGAUUGCUGCGGGGGAGGGUCAUAUAGGCGUGGUCAACCUACUGCUGGAUAAAGGUCAGAAUGAAAU
Molecule: messenger RNA, 271 nt
Organism: Candidula unifasciata
Lineage: Eukaryota; Metazoa; Mollusca; Gastropoda; Stylommatophora; Geomitridae
Source: the annotation of a GenBank genome assembly